Molecule: messenger RNA, 606 nt
Organism: Spodoptera exigua (beet armyworm)
Lineage: Eukaryota; Metazoa; Arthropoda; Insecta; Lepidoptera; Noctuidae
Source: the annotation of a GenBank genome assembly
CUCAAUCAAUUGACAGAAUUGUCAACAUAAACCUAUUGCAAGUGAAAACAUUCAUAGAAUUUACUCUUUACUGCAUUACUUUACAUAAACAGCACAAAAACGAACUAUGACUAUAUACAAUUUAUACAUAUUCGAUCGAUACGGCACGUUACUUUACUACGGAGAAUGGAAUAGAUCAAAACAAUCGGGAAUGUCGCGGGAAGAGGAAGGAAAAUUAAUGUAUGGUAUGCUGUUCUCUAUCAAGUCUUUUGUUGCCAAAAUAUCCCCACUGGACCCUAAAGAAGGUUUUAUGCACUACAAAACUUCAAAGUACACUCUGCACUGUCUUGAAACCCCUUCUGGCUUAAAAUUUGUCAUGAAUACUGAUAAUCAAGCUCAAGGAGUCAGAGAAUUGUUAAAAAAGAUCUAUGGAGAAAUAUAUGUUAAAUAUGCUGUAAGAAAUCCCAUGUGUGGCAUUGGAGAGCCUAUAACUAGUGAACUGUUUAAGAAUAAAUUAGAUGCUUUUAUUAAACAAUCGCCUAUACAAUAUGCUCGAGCUUCCUGAUAAUUUAUUUUGUUGAAAUGAAUGUGUAAUGAAGGCUUCAGAGAUUUUCAAAAUGUAAUAUU